AUGGAGGAUGUUGUCAAUCGAACACUCAGAGACAAGCUUUUUCACACAGUGGGUGAGCCUCAAGUUCAAUGGACUCCUCCACCUACUGAUUUUGUACGAGUCGACGUAGAUGCAUCAGUUCAGCAAAACCAGUAUGCCACCUGUGGAGGAGUGAUUCAGAACUCUCAGGGUGAGUGGAUUAAAGGUUUCCAUAAGGAACUCGGUCAUAUGUCUGCUGUUACUGCUGGGAUUCAUGCCAUUAGAUUGGGGUUAGAAGUCUUCAAAUGUUUAGGCUUUACCAGAGUCAAGUUAUAUUCUGAUUCCCUUGAAUCCAUUAACAUGCUGACGAGAGAUGGAGGUGUUGAUAAUAGAUUUAGGGAUGUUCUCGAAGAAACCAGGAACAUAAUGUCCUCUUAUAUUCACCAAGCGUACAGACAAGGCAUUAGGGUAGCAAACCUUCUUGCCAGAAAUGCCCAUGGAAUGGGCGAGAACUUGAUGGUGGUGCAUAUAUUAUGGUCCCUAAUGCUUGCAGGGCCUUGA
This is a messenger RNA of Prosopis cineraria, 519 nucleotides long. RefSeq lists its product as uncharacterized. NCBI's taxonomy places the organism in Eukaryota, Viridiplantae, Streptophyta, Magnoliopsida, Fabales, Fabaceae. The record is from RefSeq and is a predicted model, not a curated record. Bases 1 to 519 code for a protein of 172 amino acids. The transcript has a single exon. Gene Ontology annotation, molecular function: nucleic acid binding; RNA-DNA hybrid ribonuclease activity.